CAUCGCCAACUCCCUCCCCUCCAGUUUCUGCGCCGACAACAUCUACUGUCUCUGCACCCUCUUCAGUUGCCCACAAUGUGGUUCUUUGGAAGCUUCCUCUACGUCUGCGUCCUCCUAAUCAACGCCGUCGCAGUCCUCUCCGAAGACCGUUUCCUCGCUCGAAUCAACCUCUCUCCCGCUUCGUACGAUCCCGCAUUCGGCUCUGGUCCCGACGCGAGCAUCAAGGCCAAGAUCAUCCACCUCAUCGCCAGCGUCCGAACCAUCAUGAGGAUGCCCUUGAUAUUUGUCAAUUCCGUCAUUAUCCUGUACGAGCUCGUCCUGGGUUAA
This is a messenger RNA of Fusarium keratoplasticum, 327 nucleotides long. RefSeq lists its product as uncharacterized. The coding region runs from base 76 to 327 and encodes 83 amino acids. Gene Ontology annotation, cellular component: COPII-coated ER to Golgi transport vesicle; Golgi membrane; endoplasmic reticulum membrane. The transcript is spliced from 4 exons. Lineage: Eukaryota; Fungi; Ascomycota; Sordariomycetes; Hypocreales; Nectriaceae. Gene Ontology annotation, biological process: endoplasmic reticulum to Golgi vesicle-mediated transport. The record is from RefSeq and is a predicted model, not a curated record.